Messenger RNA from Oreochromis aureus, 1796 nucleotides. Its product is annotated as OX-2 membrane glycoprotein-like. NCBI's taxonomy places the organism in Eukaryota, Metazoa, Chordata, Actinopteri, Cichliformes, Cichlidae. The record is from RefSeq and is a predicted model, not a curated record. Gene Ontology annotation, molecular function: cell-cell adhesion mediator activity. The coding region runs from base 42 to 872 and encodes 276 amino acids. The transcript is spliced from 6 exons.
GGACAAAACGAAAGUGUUGACUACACAGCAGUGAAGCAAAGAUGAUGUUCCUCCUCCUGAUUGUUUUUUGUUUAUUCAAAGCCUCGACUUCACUCAGUCUACAUGGAGACACAACAGCUGAGUACGGCGGUGAUGCGCACUACAAGUGCGCGCUGUCAAAUUCCACAGGUGUGCUGCAGGUCACAUGGCAAAGGUUCGUCAAGGGGACAGUGGAGAACAUGGCAACAUACAGCGAGCGAUUUGGAACAGACGUAAACAUCGCCUACCGUGGAAAAGUGCUCGUUACGAAAGAGUCUUUCAGCCCUUCGGCGAUCAAACUGACGAAUCUCACAUGGGAGGAUGAGAGCUGUUUAGUCUGCGCCUUUAACAUCUUUCCUGGCGGCUCGAAAAGAAGUCAGAUUUGCCUCAAAGUGCAAGGGAUAUCACAGGUGAACACAAUGCACCAUGCAAAGCAAGAUGGAGAAGUUGUGUUUAGCUGCUCCGCCACAGGCAAACCAGCUCCCACCAUAGCGUGGAACCUUUCAGAUGGAGCCACAAUCGCAGACCAACCACAGAUCGUCACAGUAAAAAACAGCGACCACACUUUCAACACCAGCAGCAACAUAACUGUGAAAGUACCUCCCGAUUGGAGUGGACACGCGGCAUGUGUGCUGAACCGUGGAAAAAUUGGAGAGAGGGAAGAGAGGAUCGCUUUCUCCUCCUCUGCAUCGGCGGACAAGGAUGACAAGAGUGGGACAGAACCGUCUCCGUCAGCGAUCGCACUGAUCUGCAUUACUAUAAUUGUUUGCUGUAUAGCUGUUGCAGUGUAUGUGAUUAAAAGGAGGUCUAGGAAGCACAACCAGCGCGAAGGAUCAGGUUGCAUGCAUGCAUAACCAAUGUUAGACUUUCUAGCUGCCCCUUAUGCGAUGCAAGCAUUAAAAACACCUUUCCUUUGCAUAUGAACUGUGAAUUAAGGUCAAGCAUUGGCAGGUAGCUUCAAACUUUCACAUCUGUGGACCUGUCCAUUGACAUUUCUUGUGAACUGCGCUACUUAGCACUUUAAUGUCAUGGAGCUUUGAGCAAAACAUGUUUCAUCCGACUCUGAAUGUAAAAGAAUUAAAAUACAUCAUGGAGAAGAAGCGGUGCAAAGUCACAAGGAUCUGAUAGGAAUAUAGCUUUUCGGGAUUGCAUGCAGAACCUUUAAGAAGUAAACCGGAGUGUUUUUCAACAAAAGCAGAUAGGGUGUGUGUGUGUGUGUGUGUGUGUGUGUGUGGUCACUGGAAGUAAGGAAAUACCCUGCAGGCGGUGACGAUAUUACACUGGGGCUGUACUGCUAUCUAGUGGUCCUAUCAAGGAAUACAGGGAAGGACAUGCAGACGGAUGCAGGGUCCACAUACUGUAGCUCAUAUGAGGCAACUCAAGGAAACGUUCCUAGCAAAUUUGAACAAAUACCUCAACAAAAUAAUUUCUAUGUUUAGAUGUUAUUCACUGCUUCCAUGUAGUAAAUGUGUACUUUCAGUUUGGCACUUUUCUGGCAGUUUGCACUUCAGUGUUUGUACUAUUAUUAAAUAUUAUUUUAAGUGGUAGAGUGCAGUCAGUAUGCAAAUGUGCUGGCAUAUAGCUUAAAUACAUUUAAUUUACAUUUAAGCUACAUGCCAGCUUUAGCUGUGGUAAAAUGAAUGUGAGUUAGUCCCAGUCUUUCCCUUGUGUUAUUAACCUGUGGUGUGGUUAUCUUAAAUGUUUGCACUGAUAUAUCUUUAAUAAUUUAUUUUCAAAUAUUAUUUAUUGUUGAACUAAUUAAAUGUGUCUAAACUGUG